This is a messenger RNA of Candoia aspera, 6405 nucleotides long. RefSeq names its product activin A receptor type 1C (gene ACVR1C). NCBI's taxonomy places the organism in Eukaryota, Metazoa, Chordata, Lepidosauria, Squamata, Candoiidae. Gene Ontology annotation, cellular component: plasma membrane; activin receptor complex. Bases 150 to 1634 code for a protein of 494 amino acids. The transcript has 9 exons. The record is from RefSeq and is a predicted model, not a curated record. Gene Ontology annotation, molecular function: ATP binding; activin receptor activity, type I. Gene Ontology annotation, biological process: activin receptor signaling pathway; protein phosphorylation; nervous system development.
GCUCCGCGUCGCACCGCGGGAGGGGUGGGGGGGACCCAGCCUCUGGGAAGCUUGCCUCUCCGGCCUGAGCGUCCCCCGCGCCCCCCGGCUCGCUCCUGCCGCGGCCUUGGCGCGCUUCCUACCUGCCAGAACUUCUCCCAUGUGCUGUCAUGAGGCAGGCGCUCCGCUCUGGGCUGGGCGCUGCGGCGCUCGUCCUGACAGCUUGCGCCUCUCUCUGCACAGGCCUAACAUGUGUGUGCCAAUUAUGUGAAAAAACAAACUUCACUUGUGAAACGGAGGGAGCAUGUUGGACUUCUGUCAUGCUAACAAAUGGUCGGCAAGAAGUAAUAAAGGCAUGUGUUUCCCUACCGCAGCUGAAGGCACAGAUCUUCUGCCAUGGUUCUAAGAACGUAACCAGAACAGAAUGCUGCUACACAGAUUUUUGCAACAAUGCCACCAUUUACUUGCCCACAGGUCAAGAUACUUCAAACAAAUCAAAGCUAGGACCUGUGGAGCUGACCGUAGUUAUAACUAUACCAGUGUGUGUCUUGUCUAUUGCUUUAUUGCUGACAGCAUACACAUGCCAAGGACACCACUGCAGACACAGAAGGAAAAGAAGGCCAAAUAUUGAAGAACCUCUGUCUGAGUGCAGUCUGGUGAACCCAGGAAAAUCUCUCAAAGAUCUAAUUUUUGACAUGACAACAUCGGGUUCUGGAUCUGGUUUACCUCUCCUUGUCCAAAGGACAAUUGCAAGGACUAUUGUUCUUCAAGAAAUAGUUGGAAAAGGUCGAUUUGGCGAAGUCUGGCGUGGAAAAUGGUGUGGAGAGGAUGUUGCUGUGAAGAUCUUUUCCUCAAGAGAUGAAAGGUCGUGGUUUCGUGAAGCAGAAAUCUAUCAGACAAUCAUGCUGAGACAUGAAAAUAUCUUGGGUUUUAUUGCUGCUGAUAACAAGGACAAUGGGACCUGGACUCAGCUGUGGCUUGUAACUGAAUAUUAUGAACAGGGCUCUUUGUUUGACUACUUAAACAGCAACACUGUGACAGCUGACGGAAUGAUUAAGCUGACAUUUUCAAUAGCCAGUGGGCUAGCACAUCUUCACAUGGAAAUCGUUGGAACCCAAGGAAAGCCAGCUGUUUCACACAGAGACCUGAAAUCUAAAAAUAUUCUGGUCAAAAGGAAUGAAACCUGUGCUAUUGCUGACCUGGGGCUAGCUGUGAAGCAUGACUCUAUAUUAAACACAAUUGACAUACCACAGAAUCCUAGAGUAGGAACCAAGAGGUACAUGGCUCCAGAAAUACUUGAUGAUACAAUGAACACAAAUAUCUUUGAGUCUUUCAAGCGUGCGGAUAUCUAUUCUCUUGGACUGGUGUAUUGGGAGAUAUCCAGAAAAUGCUCAGUUGGAGGAAUUGUGGACGAGUACCAGUUACCUUAUUACGACGCUGUGUCUUCUGACCCUUCAAUAGAAGAAAUGAGAAAGGUAGUCUGUGAACAAAAGCUGAGACCAAAUAUCCCAAAUCAGUGGCACAGCUGUGAGGCACUCAGAGUUAUGGGCAGAAUCAUGCGUGAGUGCUGGUACACCAAUGCGGCAGCUCGACUGACAGCGCUUCGCAUUAAGAAGACAAUUUCUCAACUCUGUGGACAAAAUUCCAAAGCUUAAUUUUAUACACUUUGUAAAAAUGGAGCAGGAAAUGUAUUUUUUGUCUUUGGUUUUUGUGGUUGUUUUUGAUUUUGCUCUACCUCACAUGAUGCUAAGGAUAGUAUUGCAAAGCCCAAAUCCCAGACUACUAGAAAGUAGCUUCACUGGUUCUUCACAUUUCAUCAGGAUUAAGUUUUGGUUGCUGGGUGAUGUGUGUCUUGUUUUGGCUGGUAUAGGAAAAGUGAUUGAUCUAUUUUAUGGGCAUAAUCCAUGAAUAUGCUCCACAGUGUUGACAUGAUCCUUCCUGCCAUGGCAGCAGAAGCCCCUGAAUCGCGGAGAAUAUAUGAGAAGUGAACAUCAGGGAAGGCAUGGCACCAUAGCAGAGCUCUCUUCCUGUUUGUGUUGGUGGCAUACAUGAAUCUGAUGUGCUAGACCAGAAGUGAACAACUUGUGAGCUAAUUUUAUCUCACCCGCAGUCUAACUUCACCCUUUUAUACAAAAACUGCUUCUUUCCUCCUCUUCCUCCCCCUCCCCCUCCUCCUCCUCCUCCGGUAAAAACUGUCUCUUAACCAUCCUCCUGGUUAAAAAAGGGAGAAAGGUUGAAAAUAGGUUUCUUGACCUACUUUUGCCUUUGGUGGAGCCCACCGCAUGCUGGAAAGUUACCUCAGAGGGGGUGCGGCAUUUAAAUGCAAGGAGGCUAUUUGCUCUUCUGAGGAUACUAAAUGCAUUGAAUCUAUAUUAAAAUAUAUUGGCCACUGACUUAAAAAAAAAUCUUGCAAAUGAGUGGCUUUUCAGUUCACCUCAAGAACUGAGAUGUGAGCCAUAAGAACUCAUAAGAUGUUGAGCCUGGAGAUCUCUGGAAAAUAUCAUGCUUGACUGUAGACUUUCCUUGGAAGAUUUCUACAGACUUUCUUAAUGUUGAUUAGAUUCACUUAGUAUUUUAUUUCAGCCAGCAGCAGUGCCUGCCUUACUCUGCAGCAUCCUGUGGGGGGAACAGAUUUCUGGGAGAGCUUCCAUCUUUUGUUCAGGAAGCCCCUAGAGAAAGUUGAGCCCUCUCUCCACUAGUGGCAUUGCAAAUCCCCCUUUUUAAUGCUGUAAGGAAAGCAGAGCAUUUUAUGACCACAGAAAAAAGUGCAAGCACACACCCUUGACACUGCCACCGUAAAGAAUCAGGAGAUGCUGCCAGUCAGAGCUGAUGUGAUUGGGCUAAAUGAGCCAAAGGUUUGGUUUUUCUGCAUUCCUAGGGAAGUAAGCAAGUGAGAAACUGAGACCAAAGUAUCAAGGCAUUUUUCACAGAACUUUGUAGAAUAGGUGGUACAAUAUGUUGUGUGUGUGUAUGUGUGUGUGUGUGUGUGUGAGGGUGCAUUUGUAUGUAUAAUGUGUAUUUGUGUGUAAUGCACACAAAGAUCUUUUUUAUUAAUCAAAUAAGAGUCAUUAAAUAGAACAUGCUUAUUGUGAAAGUUCUUGUUUUAUUAUUAGUCACAUUAUAGAUGAUCAUUUAUUUAAAGCUUUGACCACAACGUUAUAGUUAAAUGUCAGAAAUUCUAUACGUUACAUGUCUUUUGUCUUCAGAUUUCUAUCUGUGAACUAAAUAUUCUAAAUCUAAAACAGUGUAAAUGUAAUAGGAUAAAUCUGGAAUAUCUGUUUUGUGGUGCCAACAUUUAGAACAAAGUCCUAACAAGGUCCUAAUGUAAAAUAUGUGUAAUACUUACCUGACUGAAGAAAAACCAAGGUGUUAAAGAGUAAGUGUUUGGCUAAAGAGAAGUGCUAUUUUACACAAGUCUGCAUUGAUCCAUAAUUCUGAAAAAAAAAUCAAUGAAAAGACAGAAGAAUAAAGGAAUGUCAGAUAAUCACAGGUAUUAAUUUUUUGUAAAUUUGAAAAAACGGAUGCAUAUAUAUUUAAAUAUGUCUUCAGGAAAUCAAAUUGUAGUGAGUAUUGGAUUUGGGAAGGAGAGAAGAAGUCUCUCUCUCUCUCUCUCUCUUUUUUUAAGGCCCCAUUUUUAGAGCAAUACAUUCUCUCUUACAGAUAGAAGUCAAAGCAGAGCAAUUUAGGCAGCAGGAACAGUCAUUCAGCUGUGGAAAUGCAGUUUAGUUCUUUAUUCCCACAACCAGAGUUGGAUAGAUGUGGCUUUUUUGUGAGCUGUGUUAAGAUCUUCUCCUGCGACCAGCAUUUUCCCAUGUGACAGAACCUGACUGUGGAGGGAGAUAACAUGGGAACUGUAAUUCCCAUACAUGCCUGUUGCUCACAUGAAUCCAAAGUGGCAUGAAAAUCUAAGGCAGCUCUUGGAUGGCUGUGGUUUGCAAGUGAAUGGCUCCAAUUAUUUCACUUCAUAAACAAUUUGAAGAAGAAACUAGUAAGACCAAAUUGUUGCUGGUAUUUGUGGUUAUAUCUGUCUCUGUGCAUGACAGAGAGAAAGAGCUGUUCCUACCCACCCAUGCUAUAUUCAGCCUGAAAUCCCAAAUGUUGAUUCUCCAAAUUUCUAGAAAGAAGGUUGUAGCUUAGUGGUAUAACACAUAUUUUGUAAGGAAGAAGUCCCAAAUUCAGUCACUGGGGCCUCAGGGUAGGGCUAGAAAGACUUUGUCAGUGAACAAAAUGCUGUCCUGAGGAUGAAGACGGAACAACUUUAUUUUAUUAUUCUCUAUCUUAUAACAGGAACCAAGCCAUUGUCAAUUAGUGGUGUCCAUGUUAACUUUGGGGUCUUAAAAAUGCAAACAAAUACGUUGAUUUCCAUCUGAAAAAAAUAAAUAAAAAACCUAUAUGCAUCUCUGAGCCAAAACUUCAAAAGUGUAUCAACCAUGAAAGUAUGAUUUUCAAAUUUUGCUGAUAACUGACUCUUGUGAUAUGAAUGUGACCUGUGCAAAUAAAACAGUAAACGGGGAUUUUUAAGUUGCCCAUUGCCAUCUUCAUCAGUAUGGCCCAGGCCCACAACCAGGGUCUGUGUCACCUGGGGCAAGUAUGGAUCCCAUGCCCAUUUUGGCACCCCUCCCAGCGUGGCACCUGGGGCACAUGCCCCGCUUGCCCCCCGCCCCCCGUUGCGGCCCUGGUAUGACCAUUAUUCCUUUAGCUAGUUUUUCGCAUAAUGCUUGAGAUUUUGAUGCAGAGGUAACGGCGGCUCCUAUUCAACCUGGGCUGAACUCCAUAGCUAAGCAAGAUCAGCCCUGGUUAGUACGUGAAUAGGAGAGCGUUUGCCAAUUCUUAUGAAAUCAGAAAACAUCCAUCCCCACAAGAAACAGUGACCAACUAGUACUGUACCGAUGCCAAGAAAACAGUGUAGGUGUAGUCACUAGCAGCUAAGCUCAACUCAAGGGCCUUUAAUUAAGCUAAACAUUAAUGGUCUUUAUGCUGGUACAAAGACAACCGAACCCGUCUAAAAGUCGUCACAUAUUCACACACAGUGGUCGGUGAUGUUCCCUGUCUUUUAAUUUGAAUUGUGACCUAAAAGCCCUGUGUUUGAUCAUCUCUAAAUGGUCCAUGCAGACACACACGAAUCAUCUGAUGCUGCAUUUCAGAACUGAUAAACAAGCGAAAGUAUGAACUGAUCCUGAGUCACCAAGGGUGACUCUGUGAGACUUAGAAGUAGUCCUCUUGGAUUUUCUGCAGUGGUCACUCUUCUAUUUGUCAUGUUGCCACGUGCUUACAUUUUAAAAUUAGAAUCCCAUUCUGCUGCUGAAAUUAUUACUGCUAUGUGAAAGGGACGUGGUGGCGCUGCGGGUUAAACCACUGAGCUGCCGAUCGGAAGGUCGGCGGUUCGAAACCGCGCGGCGGGGUGAGCUCCCGUUGUUAAUCCCAGCUCCUGCUCACCUAGCAGUUCGAAAACAUGCAAAUGUGAGUAGAUCAAUAGGUACCGCUUCGGCGGGAAGGUAACGGCGUUCCGAGUUGUCAUGCUGGCCACAUGACCCGGAAGUGUCUAUGACAACGCCGGCUCCAAGGCUUAGAAACGGAGAUGAGCACCGCCCCCUAGAGUCGGACACGACUGGACUUUACGUCAAGGGAAACCUUUACCUUUACCUAUGUGAAAAUAACAAAAGUGAGAAAUGGCAAAUGGUUGUUCCUAUUCCUUGUUCUUUAGGGACUGCUGAUAAAGUCUGAAAUCUAUAAGCUGUGCAAUUAGCAUGUGAAUAAUUACAGUAGUUGCCUUACAGUUUAAAAUAUCUUGUUAUGGAUCAGCUUGUGCUUUUCUUACUUGUGUGAAGUAAUCCGAAAGAAUCAAGCACUUCCCAUUCCUUACAGGCACCACAAUUAUAUGGCCUAGAACAGAAAAUAAGUAUCAAAUGCACAAAAUAAUACUCUGGAAUGUGAUGAAAGUGCAAUUAAAUCAAAUCUGAAAAAUUUAUGUUGUAUAAAUCUAUGUAGGAAGAAAUAAUCUCUUAAAUUCAAACGAUAGCUAAUGGUGGAGCAGAGCUCCAUCCCAGAAGGGGAAGAUGUAAAUUUUCAAUCUGCAAAUGCCUAUAAAGAAUAUGUGUUAGGAAUAGAUUUCUCUUAAAACACAAACUAACUUUAAAUACAGUUACAGAACUGAAUGAUGAAAUCAGUUUUCAUGCUGUACAUGGUUUAACCUAGUGUAUACUGUCACAAGAAAAUAUUUAUUUUUUAAACAAAUUGCUUUAAUAUUGCUGCUGCUGCCUCUAGUUGUAAAUAAUAUAUGUCUGAAUGGUGUAUUUUUGUAUACCUACAUUUUGCCUCUCAAACCAUAUUUUUAAAGUGCCAAUUUUACUAUAUUAAUCUUUCUUUGCUGUUUGUUUUUGUGAAGCGCAACCUCUUUUAAAUAAUAAAAACCGAAUGUCUGAGAAA